UGCAUGCAUCUGUCAAAUGUCAAAGUCCGAAGUCUUAUCCAAUUCCCGUUUUUUUUUUCCCGCUAUAAAUACAGGAACGUACAAGCCAGUUCAUGCAUACAAACUCAUCUUCUUUCGUAAAAUGACUCGUCUCCGAUUUUUCCUCGAUACUUUCGUAGCAACUUUUCUCCUCUUUGGAAGUCUCACAAGCGCUGAUACGUGCAUCGAUUGUUUCAUCCAUUCGAGAGCUGCUCAUUACCCUAAUUCCGAUGUUAAUGGAACAGAAACUGGAUCGUGUGGCUAUGGUACGUUUGGGGCAACAAUUAACGGCGGAGAUGUAUCCGCUGCAUCAGAUCUAUAUCGAGAUGGAGUAGGAUGCGGUGCUUGCUACCAGGUAAGGUGUACCAACACUAACUACUGUUCAGAUAAAGGAGUAACUACAGUUAUAACUGACCAUGGUUCAAGUGGUAACACGGACUUCAUUCUGAGCAGACGAGCUUUUCGUCGGAUGGCUCAGAAUGAAGACGCAGCUGCAUCUCUAUUAGCAUUUGGCGUAGUAGAUAUCGAAUACAGAAGGGUUCCGUGCAGCUAUCCGAGCAAAAAUAUUACGAUAAAGAUAGAUGAAAACAGUAAUUACCCUCAUUAUCUGGCCUUUGUAAUUCAGUAUCAACAAGGCACAAAGGAUAUAACUGCUGUUCAACUAUGUGAGACACAGAGUUACGUCUGCAAACUAAUGGAUCGGAGUUAUGGAGCAGUAUGGACGACUACCUCACCGCCGAGUGGGCCGCUCUCAUUAAGGAUGCUAUUUAGUGACGAAAAUGGAGACGAGACAUGGGUAGUUCCAGUCAACGACAUACCUGAAAAAUGGAAACCCGGAGAAACGUACGACUCAGGAGUACAAGUGACCGCCUGAUUGAUGCAAGAACACCCCCCCAUGUUGUUGUCUGUUCAUCUCGAUCUUUUCAAUUGAUCUUUAUUGUUGUUUUUCAGAGCUAGGAUUCAGUAAUAAGUUGUUAACAAAUCCUGUAGAUUUUAAUCAGUUUAUGAAUGAGUAGAAAAAGGUGAAUCGCUUCAAUUUGGAUUCCAUUUUACGACAUACAAUGUUUGAAAAUGAAAACACGUGGUGUACUC
Erythranthe guttata (spotted monkey flower) is the source of this 1110-nucleotide messenger RNA. RefSeq names its product expansin-like B1. The record is from RefSeq and is a predicted model, not a curated record. Lineage: Eukaryota; Viridiplantae; Streptophyta; Magnoliopsida; Lamiales; Phrymaceae. Gene Ontology annotation, cellular component: extracellular region.